This is a messenger RNA of Thunnus maccoyii (southern bluefin tuna), 5461 nucleotides long. Its product is annotated as inositol polyphosphate-4-phosphatase type I A-like. NCBI's taxonomy places the organism in Eukaryota, Metazoa, Chordata, Actinopteri, Scombriformes, Scombridae. Bases 516 to 3524 code for a protein of 1002 amino acids. Gene Ontology annotation, cellular component: cytoplasm. The transcript has 28 exons. Gene Ontology annotation, molecular function: phosphatidylinositol-3,4-bisphosphate 4-phosphatase activity. The record is from RefSeq and is a predicted model, not a curated record.
CGCAGCCGGCGUGCUACGCAGGAGGCGUAACCAGCGGCGACUGCAGCCAGAAAGAGACAGAAACAGUGCGGAAGGUUGCGAGCUCAGUCCUCCUCACAACAGUUAGCUUGCACCUCAAAAACGGAUAUUUUAUCACAACUCGAAACUGAGCCGACCUCUUUUUUUUAGUGAAAACGCCCUGCAGCCCCGUGAUGUUAGACGCGACGCCGCUGACAAAUGAAAUGAGGCAGACAAAUGUCAGUCUUGGCAAACAGCAUCAUUGUGGCGCAGAUGGCUGGAGACUCAAUCACAGAUUGUGAACUUCUGCUGCCCUUUGUAGAAGAUCCUCCUCACUGAACCUGGAUCAACUCACUUCCUCUUUUCUUUCAUCCCAGCAGAAGUCUAGAGGUGAACUGCUUUCUGGAGCAGUCGUGAAUCUAUACGGAAAGAGGGGCACAUCACAUGGGAGUGUGUGACUGCGUGUGUGAGCGUGUGUGUUCAGGCCUCCUGCCGUCGCCCGCUCUUCCCGGACAGGCAUGGCGGGGGGCAGAGAGCACGGCUCCCGGACGCAGAGGCCGUGGUCGGUGUACCGGGCGAACACGUUCGAGCUGUCCAGCGAGAUGAUCGGCUUGGCUCUCGCAGGAAACAGUCAGGACCCAGAUGAACCUGUGCUGGAGUUCAGCGUGGCCUGCACAGACCUGGUGACUCCUGCAAUGGAUCGAAAACCCAACAGCUUUGUAGCAGUGAGCUGCACGACACCGCCUCAGGCCUUCUGGACCAAACACGCCCAGACUGAAGUCAUAGAGGGCACCAGUAACCCCAUCUUCCUCAGCAGCAUCGCCUUCUUCCAGGAGUCCAACAUCAACCAGCAGACGCAGGUUAAACUGGCCGUCUACGACGUCAAGGACCGCUCCCAGGGCACGAUGUAUAUGUUAGGUUCAGCACUUUUUCCUGUAAAGGAGAUGUUGCAGGACAAGAACCACAAAUUACAGCUGGAACUGAGAUCAGCGGAGAACAAGCGGGUGGGGGACAUCACUGUGGCUGCGUGGCAGAUGGAGGAGAGAGCAGAUCAGAGGAUGGCGGUCGGUCGCCUGCCAGACAGCAUCAAUGGCCGGACGGUGCUGCCUGUUGACGAAAGCCUGACAGAGUCGAUGGGAGUGAGAAUCAAGUACGCCUCGUUAUGCAAAGACACACUGCUGCGGUCAGUGUUCGGAGGCACGAUGUCCAGGAUGUACCGCUUCCCUACGACUGAUGGGAACCACCUACGGGUGCUGGAGCAGAUGGCCGAGAGCGUCCUGUCUCUGAACAUUCCCAGACAGUUUGUCAAACUCCUGCUGGAGGAGGACGCAGCCAGGGUGUGUGAACUGGAGGAGCUGGGAGAGUUAUCCCCCUGUUGGGAGAACUUGAGGCGACAGAUCGUCUCUCAGUACCAGACCAUAAUACUCGCGUACCAGGAAACACUGUCUGACCUCAGUGACUACAGAGGUCCAUCAUUCAAAGCCAGUAACCUGAAGGCAGAGAGGAAGCUGGAGUUCAUGCCAACCAACCUACAUGUACAGAGGAUGAGGGUGCAGGAUGAGCUGGGCUUCGAGCACACCUAUGACGUAAUAACAAUCGGAGCUCCAGCUGCUCACUGCCAGGGGUUUAAAAACAGUGGGCUGAGGAAACUCAUCCAGAAGUUUGAGGAGGCAAAGAAACACAUAUAUGAGGAGGGAUGCAGCGCCCUGUCCAGCUCACAGUCCAUCGUCUACAUACCCCAGGACAUUGUCCGAGCCAAAGAGAUCAUCGCCCACAUCAAUACACUGAAGACUCAGGUCAGCUAUUACGCCGAGAGGCUUUCCAGAGCCGCCAAGGACCGGUCCGCCAGCGGACUAGAGAGGACGCUUGCCAUUCUGGCUGAUAAGACUCGUCAACUGGUGACAGUAUGUGACUGUAAGCUGCUGGCCUCAGCCAUUCAGGCCCUGAACGCAGCACGACCUGAGUACAUCGCCUCCAAAGCGUCUCCCUCAGCCGACUCAGAACAAGUAGUCCUCCGUAACGACCAGGACACGCUACUAGCCAAGUGGAGCGGUAGCAACAGCCGAUCCUCGCUGCAUGUAGACUGGCAUGAAGAGGAAUGGGAGAAGGUGUGGGUGAAUGUGGAUAAGUCUCUGGAGUGCAUCAUCCAGCGUGUUGACAAGCUGCUUCAAAAGGAGAGGAGACCCAGUGUCAGCAGUCAGGACAGCACUCAGACUGACCUGCAGGCCAGCGGCAGUAAGAAAGGUGAAGGAAAAAGACGAGCUUUCUGGAUCAACCCAGGAAGUAUAUCACAGGAAUCUGCACCACCACCAUCAUCAUCAUCAUCAUCCUCAUCAUCACCUCCUCUGCCAUCCUCAUCACCACCUCCACCAUCAUCCUCAUCCGCUUUGCCCGCCCUCUCCUCUGCACGUCCUCCCAGCCCUGAACAAGAUGGAAGCCCCGGCGCUGAGGAGGCGUACCCAGGCGAGUGGAGCGAGGCCUUGUACCCUCUCCUCACCACACUCACUGAGUGCGUUGCCAUGAUGAGCGACAAGGCCAAAAAGUCCAUGGUCUUCCUGCUGAUGCAGGACAGCGCCCCAACGAUAGCCAUGGACCUGUCGCUGCAGUACCGCCGCGACGUCGUCUUCUGCCAGACGCUCACUGCUCUCAUCUGCGGCUUCAUUAUCAAACUGAGGAACUGUCUCCGUGACAACGGAUUCCUCCGGCAGCUUUACACCAUCGGCCUGCUGGCUCAGUUUGAGUCCCUGCUCAGCACCUACGGAGAGGAGCUGGCCAUGUUGGAGGACAUGAGUGUCGGCAUCAUGGAUCUACGUAAUGUCACAUUUAAGGUCACCCAGGCCACCGGCAGCUCUGCCCCCGACAUGUUGCCGAUCAUCACAGGGAACCGGGACGGCUUCAACGUCCGCAUCCCCCUGCCGGGAACCAUGUUUGAUGCGUUGCCGCGGGAGAUCCAGAGCGGCAUGCUGCUGAGGGUUCAGCCGGUGCACUUCAACGUCGGCAUCAACGAACAACAAACGCUGGCUGAGAAGUUUGGAGACACAUCCCUCCAGGAGAUCAUUAACUUGGAAAGUCUGGCGAGGCUAAAUUCAUAUUUCGAACAGUUCAAAGAAGUCUUGCCUGAGGACUGCCUCCCGAGGUCUCGUUCUCAGACUUGUCUUCCUGAGCUGCUGAGGUUUCUCGGGCAGAACGUCCACGCCAGGAAAAACAAGAACGUGGACAUCCUCUGGCAGGCUGCCGAGAUCUGUCGCCGGCUGAACGGGGUUCGUUUCACCAGCUGCAAAAGCGCCAAAGACCGCACGGCCAUGUCGGUGACCCUGGAGCAAUGUCUGAUCCUGCAGCACGAACACGGCAUGGCUCCACAGGUCUUCACGCAGGCCCUCGACUGUAUGCGCAGCGAGGGCUGCAGACGAGAAAACACCGUGAAGAACGUCGGAUGCCGAAAGUACGCGUUUAACUCGCUGCAACUCAAGGCCUUCCCCAAACACUACCGGCCGCCCGACGGAACCUUUGGGAAAGUGGAAACCUGAUUGGACCGCAGAGGGCUCUGCGUCGGGGAAAGUUGCGCUUGUUUUUUGGAUAGUUAUGGCUGCGGUGUUUUGGGAAGGCCGAAAUCUGACCAGUUAAAAUCAAGAUACUGUAUUCAGAAACACAAAAAAACUGUUUGGACUGAUUUAACCUCAGUGUCACACGGUUACUGUUUCAGACCUUAUAGAGAUUUUUGGGUGUUAGAAUCAGUGAUUCAGUGUAAUAUUCAGUAGCAACUUCAUGAAAAAAAGCCUUCAGAUUCCCACCAGUUUAGUAUUAUAACUGUUUUCAUGUAGUAUAUUAGUUGCUCAUGUCAUGUUAUGCAUAACACACGCUUGAAACAAGAAUGUUUUCCUGUUAACAGAAGCUAAAGCACUGUUUUGUUUUGUUUUGUUUUUAAUGAUGAAAAUGUACAUGAAUGACACUGCCUCACUCCUGGUCAUGCACUGAUAUUAUCAUCGUCAAUCACACAAGUAGUUAUAUCUAUAUUUUAUAAUUUUACUCCGAGAAACAAAGGAAAUCAAGGAGAAAUCAUCAAAACCACAUGUUUAAAAUCCAUUAAACAUACAACAGAAAUAAAAUAAAGGGAAAAGCAGAAAGCCUCACGUGAAAUAUUUAGGCUACGGUGUUCAUGUUGUGGGUAAAAAAUAGAAAAAAUAAUCUUUCACGUCUUUUCACAUUUCCAUGAUUAACAAAUAGAGAAUAAUAAGUAAUCUGCUCUUCAAUCAUCCUCACAUAUUUCUUCAUAGCUUGAAAAUAGUGAAACAAAAUCACAGAAAUACUGCCAGUCCCUCCAUAAGCUUUAGAGUCGCUUUGACCCUUGACCUCCCUGUAGUUGGAGAGGAAAGAGAAAUCAAUGUUGGUCAAUAAAACAUUGCAGCUUGUUUGAGGACAAGGGGGUUGGGUUGGAGGAACUGUAAACUCCCAUAAGACAAGUUAAAGUACUUUGAGUACUGCUCUUUUGACUUUUUUUUUUUAUCGUUUUAAUAUCAGGGAGUGCCACCAUCAUUUCAUUGUGUUGCUGUCUUGCACAGCAGUACAAUGCCAAUAUUUCUUAUAUUUAAAGUUAAAAAAAUUGAAAAGAAAUUCAAAAAUAUUCUUCAAAAGCAGGAAAGAGGAUAAAAGAAAAGCCUUACAAUACAAUAAAAUAUACUUGAAUGAUUGCAAAUGUGGAAAUUAGAUCAUUUUAGCUGCAUAAUUAAAAUUGGGGAAAAAAUGUAGAAUUCAAUCAGGAGCAAUUAUUCUAUUUGAUGUUAAUUAACAUUCUUGUAAUUCUAUGCAAUUUGUUUUCCCUGCUCAUGAUUUAGACCUCAGAUGGCAAAUAUUAACUAAUAUUACACAGAAAAUAAGAUUGAUAUUAGAGGUGAUAUCAAAUCUGAAGCAGCUAAAGUGAAUUUAGGAACACCUAUUUCACAUUAAGACAAUAGUUGUGGACAUUUACUUCACUCAUUGCAUUUGUAGUUUUUUUUUUUUUUCUCUCCUUUGUCUUUAAUAUAAAACUGCCGGCAUGUACAUUUAUCUGCAGUGAUGUAGCUUUACCACAUGGGGGCGAUCCGGUUCUUCACUUCUGACUGUAAAACCACAACACCAAACUCUCCAGUGUUCUGCGUUUGUAUAUUUCAACAGAUCACAUGUGACGUAUCUCAAAGUGAAACGCAACUUACUGUGACAUGAACCGCACGGUCAGACUCACUGCUGAUGGCAAUCCUACUGCUCAUACAUUAAUUCCUGUAUUUUUUUUUUAUUAUUUAGCAUUGAAUAUGUACUUUUUAUUGAUCUGUCGACAUACAGUACAAUUGGCAUUUUAAUUGAAGUUGCAAUACUUUUUAUCAACAAGUUCUCAGACACGUGAGAAGGGAACAUCUGUGAAGGUUUUAAUGUUGAUAUAUAUUAUAACUUGUCAAUAUCUGAUGCUGAAAUAAAUAUAAAAGUUAGUUCA